This is a messenger RNA of Amphimedon queenslandica, 677 nucleotides long. Its product is annotated as ubiquitin-40S ribosomal protein S27a. The transcript has 5 exons. NCBI's taxonomy places the organism in Eukaryota, Metazoa, Porifera, Demospongiae, Haplosclerida, Niphatidae. Gene Ontology annotation, cellular component: ribosome. Gene Ontology annotation, biological process: translation. The coding region runs from base 16 to 552 and encodes 178 amino acids. Gene Ontology annotation, molecular function: protein binding; structural constituent of ribosome. The record is from RefSeq and is a predicted model, not a curated record.
ACAAAAGAUCUGCGCAUGCGCAGAAAAGGUUCUUCGAGACCACGUGAAGGAUUUUUACAGAAAGACGCCACAAAGAGGGGCAAGAUGCAAAUUUUUGUAAAGACCCUUACCGGGAAAACCAUCACACUAGAAGUCGAACCUAGUGAUACUAUUGAGAAUGUGAAAGCCAAGAUUCAAGACAAAGAAGGCAUCCCACCUGAUCAGCAGAGGUUGAUAUUUGCUGGGAAGCAGCUUGAAGAUGGCCGCACUCUCUCUGACUACAACAUACAGAAGGAGUCCACGCUUCAUCUUGUCCUCAGAUUGAGAGGCGGCGGAAAGAAGCGAAAGAAGAAGAACUACACGACUCCAAAAAAGAUCAAGCACAAGAAGAAGAAGGUCAAACUUGCCGUCCUCAAAUAUUACAAGGUUGAUGAUUCUGGCAAGAUCCAGCGAUUAAGAAGGGAGUGCCCUAGUCCAGAGUGUGGCGCUGGUAUAUUUAUGGCGGCUCAUUUCAAUCGGCAGUAUUGUGGAAAGUGUGGCCUGACAUAUAUGAUUAGAAAUGAAACAGAAUAGGGUUGUAUCUUUUCGAAUUUAUUAAGAAAAAUAAUUAUUAUUGACUUGACAUUGCAUCUGUCUAAAUAUUUUACAUCUAAUGAUAUAAUGCAGUUGAUUGUUUGAUAUUAAGGUAUUUGAUGACA